CACAAUAUUAAUGUUCUAAUAUACCUUGUUACAAUAUGUUUUUAUUUAAUGUUCUGCAAUCAGUUCUAAUUAUAGUGUUUCUCGUUUAAGUUCAAUUUUUCUUAUUGCUAGCAUGAAAGGAUUUGCAAAGGCUAGACACACACUAAGCAUAUCUUGAAUAAUAACUUUAAAAGCAGAACAAAGCUCUUGAAGGCAAAAGGUAAUUCUUUUGGUGGAAAAAUCCAAGAACUGCUUGAAUUCAAAGAGGUUGAAAAUUCAAAGCAGGAGAAGAUGGAUUAUGUUUAUGGACCAGGAAGAAACCAUCUCUUUGUUCCAGGGCCGGUGAACAUCCCUGAACCGGUCAUUCGGGCAAUGAACCGGAACAAUGAGGAUUACCGUUCUCCAGCAAUUCCAGCUUUGACAAAAACUCUGCUUGAGGAUGUCAAGAAAAUUUUCAAGACUACUACUGGAACCCCAUUUCUUUUCCCUACAACUGGUACUGGUGCUUGGGAGAGUGCUCUGACAAACACAUUGUCUCCUGGGGAUCGGAUUGUAUCAUUUCUGAUUGGCCAAUUCAGCUUGCUUUGGAUUGAUCAGCAGCAACGCCUUAACUUUAAUGUUGAUGUUGUAGAAAGUGAAUGGGGUCAGGGUGCCAAUCUUGAGAUUUUGGAAUCAAAACUUGCUUCAGAUACUGCACGCACUAUAAAGGCAAUUUGUAUUGUUCACAAUGAGACAGCAACUGGGGUCACCAAUAACUUGGCCAAAGUGAGACAAAUUCUUGAUUCAUACCAGCAUCCAGCUCUCCUUCUUGUUGAUGGAGUGUCUUCAAUUUGUGCUCUUGAUUUCCGUAUGGAUGAAUGGGGAAUAGAUGUGGCCAUAACUGGCUCUCAGAAAGCUCUUUCCCUUCCCACUGGGAUAGGUCUUGUUUGUGCUAGCCCUAAAGCUCUUGAGGCUUCAAAAACUGCAAGAUCACUUAGAGUUUUCUUUGACUGGAAUGACUACCUCAAAUUCUACAAGUUGGGAACCUAUUGGCCAUACACUCCUUCCAUUCAGUUGCUGUAUGGUCUCAGAGCAGCUCUUGAUCUGAUUUUUGAGGAAGGACUUGACAAUGUGAUUGCAAGGCACAGUCGAUUAGGCAAAGCAACUAGACUUGCUGUAGAGGCUUGGGGUUUGAAGAAUUGCACCCAAAAGGAAGAGUGGCACAGUGACACAGUGACUGCUGUUCUUGUUCCACCUUACAUUGAUAGUUCUGAAAUAGUUAGAAGGGGAUGGAAGAGAUACAAUUUGAGCUUAGGCCUGGGACUAAACAAAAUUGCUGGGAAGGUUUUCAGAAUUGGACAUCUUGGCAACUUGAAUGAGUUGCAACUCUUGGGUUGUCUUGCUGGUGUGGAGAUGAUACUCAAAGAUGUGGGUUACCCUGUGAAGCUUGGAAGUGGAGUUGCAGCUGCCAGUGCAUACUUACAGAACAGUGUUCCUCUGAUCCCUUCUAGAAUUUGAGUCACCAGCCAUUCUUGUCAUUACUUCUCUUCCUGCUCUUUCAGAUUUUAUGUAAAAUACAUAUUAUACCCUUUUGAACUCUCUUGAAGAUGAACAUAUUCUCUACUUUUAGUUUUAAUGUAUUGCUUCUUUCAUUA
Gastrolobium bilobum is the source of this 1613-nucleotide messenger RNA. Its product is annotated as serine--glyoxylate aminotransferase. The coding region runs from base 271 to 1476 and encodes 401 amino acids. The transcript has 6 exons. The record is from RefSeq and is a predicted model, not a curated record. Gene Ontology annotation, molecular function: L-alanine:glyoxylate transaminase activity; L-serine:pyruvate transaminase activity. Lineage: Eukaryota; Viridiplantae; Streptophyta; Magnoliopsida; Fabales; Fabaceae. Gene Ontology annotation, cellular component: peroxisome.